AAAAUUUAAAAAGUAAAACAGCAAAAAGCAUCAAAAUUUUAGUAGCCAAAUAAAUGCAUGAAAAAAAUAUUUUCAAAAUUAUAUUUUUGGCAUUAAAUUAAAAUUCGGCCAACUGUGAUUGAUGAACUCAAUGCGCAGCAGCGUGCCGCGUUGGCUGGAUUGGGUGGUGCGCAAUUCUAAGCCCAAGCCGGACUAUAGUGCACCACCCAAACCAGAGCCAACGCGCUGGCAGCAGCCCGGACCCAAAAGCCGCGAGCAGUGGAUCAAUUUCUACAAAUGGAUAGCGAAUAGUGCAGCGCCCAAAAGAACUGCAACUAGAACUGAAGCGCCUGCUAUUUUUAUAGCCGUUGCUGCUGCCCCCAAACUGGCGGACAUGCAACUGCCCAGUGCAGCUGAAAGAUUAAGUCAACCGCGCAUGCCACGCGGCAAAUACAUUGCGCCAGUCAAGCCGCCGCAUCCGUUUAGACCGCAGAUCAAUCGCCACAUUAUACCGCGUCCAGAACGCAGCCGUCCAGCUAAGCAGCCAGUGGUGCCCUGUUGCUUUCAACACGUGGACAUUGAAGCGGAAUUUUGGAAAACCAUCCGCUUCCCGGUCUCCAAGGCUGCCAGAAGCUACAAGCCCACUGCAAAGUUAAUUGAACUUGCCCAGCCGCGCAGCUAUCCACCCAAGCCACAUUGCCCACUGCCGCCAGCUGCGGAUCUGUCGCCACCCAAACGCAGCAAAAUGACGCGCGAGCAGUGGCGCAAUCAUCUCUGUCGGCUGCACUAUCUGGCGCUGCCCAGUCAACGUGUCCUGGCCGAGCUGCCAAGGCAGCCAAUGUUCAUGGACUGCAUGUGCUCCAAAUGCUUUCGACCCUGUCCAAAUUGCUGCGCGUCACAUCGCAAGCAUUGACACAAUUAUGAGCUGAAGUCGCGUAGAUUUCAGCUAAUAGUUGUGGCAAUGCUAAUCUAAUUAUAAACGGAAAUUGAUUUAUUGAAAUACACACAAG
Messenger RNA from Drosophila busckii, 989 nucleotides. RefSeq lists its product as uncharacterized. The record is from RefSeq and is a predicted model, not a curated record. NCBI's taxonomy places the organism in Eukaryota, Metazoa, Arthropoda, Insecta, Diptera, Drosophilidae. The transcript has a single exon. The coding region runs from base 122 to 892 and encodes 256 amino acids.